GUUUUAAACUUGAGCAGCGCUGAGUCUUCUUCUUCAGUGCUGCACGCUCUGCUCUGUAGCUAAUCAUAACAUGCUCAGCUAACAAACCACAACACGCCCAGCUACAACAGCACUUUAAAGCCUCUAUUUACUGUCAGGGCCCGUGUAAAACCUUCAUCUACGGGGCAGCUCCACGUCUGUGCGCUUGGGUAGUUUAGAGUUGAUAUAAAGACUGUUUUUCUUGGAGAGGUUGAAUAUUCAUGGAAAGCCGGGAGCUAACCAGAAGUUUGAACAGCUUGAGACAAACAGCAUCUUAAAACUUCUAAAAGGAAUGACAAGACUGGGCCUGUGAUGUAGCCGUGUCAUUGCACAUUGCAGUGUUUUUCUGACACUUUAUCCGGGAGUGAUGGAAGAGGACACUCCAACACUGAAGCCCAGGCGCAUCCAGAAUCAAAAUGUGGUUCAUCGCCUGGAGAGGAGGAGGGUGUGUUCAGGCAGACCGGGGGCUCACUGGUACAGAGUGCGCUGCUUUCACCAAAACCUCUUCCCUAACUUCACUGUGGUAAAUGUGGAGAAGCCCCCAUGUUUCCUCAGGAAGUUUUCCCCCGAUGGGCGCUGUUUUAUCGCCUUCUCCUCUGAUCAGACAUCCCUGGAGAUUUAUGAAUACCAGGGCUGCCAGGCGGCUCAGGACCUGCUCCGAGGUCAGGAGGGAGAGACAUUGCUCACAGCCAAUGACCAGCGCUCGCUCAACAUCCGCGGGCGUCUGUUUGAGCGCUUCUUCUCUCUGCUCUACGUCACAAAUGUGGCCUCAAACGGAGAGCAUCUUAACAGAGAGUGCAGCCUCUUCACUGAUGACUGUCGCUACGUCAUUGUGGGCUCAGCCGUCUAUGUACCAGAGGAUCCACCGCCAUAUUUCUUUGAGGUGUACAGGAACAAUGAGUCUGUGACCCCUAAUCCCCGCUCCCCUCUUGAAGACUACUCCCUGCAUAUCAUUGACCUCCAUACGGGACGGCUCUGUGACACCAGGUCCUUUAAGUGCGACAAGAUAAUUCUAUCCCACAACCAGGGUCUCUACCUCUACCGCAACAUCCUGGCUGUGCUGUCAGUGCAGCAGCAAACCAUUCAUGUUUUUCAGGUGACUCCAGAGGGGACCUUUUUGGACGUUCGGACCAUCGGCCGCUUCUGUUACGAGGAUGAUCUGCUCACUCUCUCAGCCGUUUACGCUGAGGCUCAGGCAGAAAGCCAGCCCGGAUUUCCUCGCCUCUACACAGACAAAACAAUCAACUCCCUCAAACACAGGCUGCUGGUUUACCUGUGGAGGAGGGCCGAGCAAGACGGGAGCGCCACAGCCAAGAGGAGAUUCUUCCAGUUUUUUGAUCAGCUGAGGCGUCUCCGGAUGUGGAAGAUGCAGCUCCUGGAUGAGCAUCACCUCUUCAUUAAAUACACCAGCGAAGACGUGGUCACGCUCCGAGUCACCGACCCCUCACAGCCAUCUUUCUUCGUAGUGUACAACAUGGUGUCCACAGAGGUGUUGGCGGUCUUUGAGAACACUUCAGAUCAGCUGCUGGAGCUUUUCGAGAAUUUCUGUGACCUCUACAGAAACGCCACCCUCCACAGUCAAGCCGUACAAUUCCCCUGUUCUGCCUCUUCCAACAACUAUGCCCGCCAGGUCCAGAGAAGAUUUAAAGACACCAUAGUAAAUGCCAAGUAUGGUGGCCACACAGAGGCGGUGCGGCGACUUUUGGGUCAGCUGCCAAUCAGCGCACAGUCCUACAGCAGCAGCCCCUACCUCGACCUCUCACUCUUCAGCUACGACGACAAGUGGGUGUCUGUGAUGGAGCGGCCCCGCACCUGUGGAGAUCACCCCAUCAGAUUUUACGCCAGGGAUUCAGGACUGUUGAAGUUUAAGAUCCAGGCUGGUCUGCUGGGACGUCCUGUGAACCAUGCAGUGCGGCGCCUGGUGGCUUUCACCUUCCACCCAUUUGAACCCUUCGCCAUCUCUGUCCAGCGCACCAAUGCUGAGUAUGUGGUCAACUUCCAUGUGAGACACGUGUGUGCGUAAGUGUACAAACUCACUGGCCCCUGUACAUCUCAGAGUGACAAACAUGGCUGUGUGGAGCUGGGAACUUGUUCUACUGCAGAAGAAUCGUUGGCUCUUGUCCUGCUUUCUCUGGACGCAAACCACUGUUCUCUUUUGCCUUCCAUCAAACAGUGGUCACUCAGCCACCAGCCUCCUCCCUCCAACAGCAAGGCAGCAAUUCUGCCUUUUCCUUUCGUCUCACCACUUUUCCUCCUCUUCCCCCCUUCCUCGGCAGAACAAAGAGGAGCUGUAGGAAGGAGAGACUGGAAUAAGUGUAAAUGGGGAUGUAGAGAGAGUGAUUGAUGUGCCACGGAGGUGGCAACUGCAGGUAGUCGGACCUCUCAGAAGGAGCCAAAGGUGCUUUCUUUCUCCAGCGUGCACUCAAAGCUGCACAUUCUGAAUGAUUUCUGCGGUUGGUCCAACACCAGCUCGCCACUAAACUUUUCCAUAAAAGCAGAUGCGAUUUUAUAUUGUACAGUUUUAUACUUUUUUAAAUAUGUCUAAUAUUAUAAUAAACAGUUGUGUUCAUGUUUUUAUUAUAUUAGAGUUGCAUCCAUGCACAGGGUUUCUGUAAAAUAUUGAAAGUGUCAGAAGCAAUAUACUUAUGGGUGAAUAAUUACUCCAGGUAAAUACAUUUUAUGCUUUGAUUAACAUUACUAAGAUGAAGUGGUAACUUGCCUUGACAGAGAUUGUGUCUUUGUGCUUUCAUUAGCUCAGCUCAGUUACCACUGAUAUUCUACUGCUAUAAAAAAAAAAAAAUCCCAAAUUGCAAUAGAGAAGCUUAUCAUCAUUUGCGUUUGCUGUCUGUUUGAACAAGCCUUGGCAGUCCCAAAAGCCAGGCGUUGUACAAGCUUGACAGACAGAUUUAUUGUACAUAAACAAAACAGUUGACAACAUCCUCAACCGUAUUGUCAGUCGAUUUAUGAAAUUAUAAAACCUCAGGACGUCCUUUACAACAAAUGAAUUGGUGGAAAUAACCUGCAUCUUCAAUCACAGUACAUCUGCCAUCCCACCUCUCUACUGUGACAAAAUAUCAAUCCAUAAUGGGACUAUUUUACACAUAAGGUCCAUCUGUUGUGAACACUACAACCACUGGACAUCUGUUCUACCACAACGUGUCAUCUCAAACACAUUUCAACAAAUAUGGAAAUGUAAGUAACACCCCAAAAGGUGCUAAUAGAUGAACGCAAUAGGUGAACAUGCAUUAUAC
This is a messenger RNA of Periophthalmus magnuspinnatus, 3269 nucleotides long. RefSeq names its product DET1 partner of COP1 E3 ubiquitin ligase (gene det1). Bases 386 to 2041 code for a protein of 551 amino acids. Gene Ontology annotation, cellular component: nucleus; cullin-RING ubiquitin ligase complex. Gene Ontology annotation, biological process: positive regulation of proteasomal ubiquitin-dependent protein catabolic process; protein ubiquitination. The transcript is spliced from 9 exons. Gene Ontology annotation, molecular function: ubiquitin protein ligase binding; ubiquitin-like ligase-substrate adaptor activity. The record is from RefSeq and is a predicted model, not a curated record. NCBI's taxonomy places the organism in Eukaryota, Metazoa, Chordata, Actinopteri, Gobiiformes, Gobiidae.